Messenger RNA from Octopus sinensis (East Asian common octopus), 3106 nucleotides. RefSeq names its product alanine--tRNA ligase, cytoplasmic. NCBI's taxonomy places the organism in Eukaryota, Metazoa, Mollusca, Cephalopoda, Octopoda, Octopodidae. The record is from RefSeq and is a predicted model, not a curated record. The transcript has 23 exons. Bases 169 to 3042 code for a protein of 957 amino acids. Gene Ontology annotation, biological process: alanyl-tRNA aminoacylation; tRNA modification. Gene Ontology annotation, molecular function: ATP binding; nucleic acid binding; amino acid binding. Gene Ontology annotation, cellular component: mitochondrion; cytoplasm.
UUAGCCUGUACCAUUAUACGGAGAGUUGUAUUUUGUUGCAACUCGUCCCGGUUGUUGUCUGUUUCUAAGGUUGUUAACUAAAUAUCGUUAAUUCAUCUAAUUUCUUCUCAUCUCACAUUUUUAUUCACUCUUGUGUUUUUCAAGACAGUUCGAUUGUCGGUUUCCAGUAUGAAGACUUACUUAACAAGUAGUCAAGUGAGAAACAGCUUUCUUGAUUUCUUCAAGGAGAAAGAGCACUUGUAUGUCCAUUCUUCAUCUGUGAUUCCCCACGAUGACCCAACAUUAUUAUUUGCAAAUGCUGGCAUGAAUCAGUUUAAACCAAUUUUUUUAGGAACUGUUGAUCCUAGUAGUGAUAUGUCAAAAUGGGUCCGAACAGCUAACACACAAAAAUGUAUUCGUGCUGGUGGAAAACACAAUGAUCUUGAGGAUGUAGGCAAAGAUGUCUACCAUCACACUUUCUUUGAAAUGUUGGGGAAUUGGUCAUUUGGUGAUUAUUAUAAGAAAGAAAUAUGUUCUUGGGCAUGGGAAUACCUUGUAGAGAGACUAGGUUUGGAAAAGGAUCGUUUGUAUGUGACUUACUUUGGUGGCAAUCCUGCGACUAAUUUGGACCCAGAUGAUGAAUGUAAACAAAUUUGGUUAGAUCUUGGUCUCCCAGAGAGCCAUAUCCUUCCUUUUGAUGCAAAAGACAAUUUCUGGGAAAUGGGAGAAACUGGUCCCUGUGGACCUUGUUCAGAGAUUCAUUUUGACAGAAUUGGUGGACGAGAUGCCAGCCACUUAGUAAAUAUGGAUGAUCCUAAUGUCCUUGAGAUUUGGAACUUGGUUUUCAUUCAGUUUAACAGAGAAGCUGAUAGUUCAUUAUCUAAUUUGCCCAAAAAGCAUAUUGACUGUGGUAUGGGUUUUGAGAGAUUGGUCUCUGUACUGCAGGAAAAAAUGUCCAAUUACGAUACAGAUGUAUUUACCCCAAUUUUUGAGGCAAUUCAAAAGGGGACUGAUUGCCCUGUAUACAAUGGUAAAGUUGGUGCUGAGGAUGUGGAUGGAAUUGACAUGGCCUACCGAGUACUUGCAGAUCAUGCCCGAACAUUGACAGUUGCUUUGUCUGAUGGAGGACGACCAGACAACAGUGGACGUGGUUACGUUUUGCGUCGUAUCCUCAGGCGUGCUGUCCGCUAUGCUACAGAAAAACUCAAGGGCAAACCAGGCUUCUUUGCAUCUCUUGUGGAUACUGUUGUUGCCAUUCUGAAAUCAACUUUCCCUGAAGUUGCUAAAGAUCCUCAAAUGGUGAAAGAUAUCAUUAAUGAAGAAGAGAGCCAGUUUUUGAAGACACUCUCCCGUGGGCAGAGACUUUUACAAAGAAGCAUUGCCAAAUUAGACGGGAAAAAAUCUCUUCCAGGUGAUAUUGCUUGGCGACUGUAUGAUACCUAUGGUUUUCCAAUUGACCUGACUCAACUAAUUGUUGAUGAGCAUGGUUUGGUAGUUGACAUGGAUGCCUAUGAAGAAGCCCGGAAAGCUUCUCUGCUUGCUUCCCAAGGUGGCGGUGGAACUGCAACACAAAUGGUCAGUCUUGAUGUACAUGCUUUGAAUGAACUUCAAACAAAGGGUGUUCCUCUCACUGAUGAUUUACCAAAAUAUAAGUAUACUGCUGAUGAAAAUGGGAACUAUGUUUUUGAGACAAACACUGGAUCAAUAGUAGCUUUACGCAUGGGUAAAGAAUUUGUUCCGAAAGUGCCUGCAGGUGUUGAGUGUGGUAUCUUACUAGAUUCAACAAACUUCUAUGCUGAGCAGGGUGGUCAGAUUUAUGAUGAAGGAUUUAUGACCAAACAAAAUGAGGAAGAAGGAUUUCUUGUGAAAGAUGUUCAGGUGUAUGGUGGCUAUGUGUUACAUGUUGGUGUAAGUGAAGGAGUUCUGGAAGUAGGAGACAUUUUGACACAGACUAUCUUCCAGUCUCGUCGAGAAGCCAUAAUGAAGAAUCAUACUGGAACACACAUGUUAAAUUUUGGUCUACGACAAGUUCUCAAUGAAGCAGACCAGAAAGGUUCUUUAGUUGCACCUGAUCGUCUUCGUUUUGAUUUCACUGCGAAGGGAGCUAUGACUGUUGAACAGGUGAAGAAGACAGAAGAAUGUGUAAAUAAGCUGGCUACUGAAAAGCAAUUAGUUUAUGCAAAAGAAGCAGCACUUCCAGUUGCUAAAUCUAUUAAAGGAUUACGUGCCAUGUUUGAUGAGGUAUACCCUGAUCCUGUACGAAUUGUAGCAAUUGGAGUUCCGGUUGAAGAUCUUGUCAAAGAUCCUUUGGGAUCUAGUGGUACUACCAAUUCAGUUGAAUUCUGUGGUGGCACUCAUUUAAAAAGCUCUGACCAUAUAGGUAGUAUGGUCAUUGUGUCAGAAGAGGCAAUUGCUAAAGGAAUUCGUCGAAUCAUUGCUGUUACUGGGAAUGAAGCUGAAAAGGCAAUACAUCGCGCAUCAGUAUUUGAGAAGGAUGUUGAAGAGUUGUUCAACAAAGUCAACAGUCCAGAUUGUAAUGAUAAACAUGUGUCUAAAGAUAUCAUUCAUGUUGAUGAAAGUAUUACUCAAUCUGGUAUUAGUCACUGGAUGCGAGACCAGCUGCGUUCUAAGCUAAAAGAGAUCAAGAAAGUUUUAGACAACCGAGAUAAGGCCCGAAAAGCUGCCAUUCUUAAUGAGGUUGUUGAAGAAACCAAACAGAUGAUUGCUAAAAAUCCAGACCAACAUGUGAUUAUUCAUCAGUUUAAACCUGGCUCUAAUGCAAAAGCAUUGGAUUCUGCUGUAAAACAAUACAAGUCUCUGAGUCCGCAAACUGCAGUCUUAUUUUUUGCUGUUGAUGCUGGAAAACUAUUGUGUAUGAGUUAUGUUCCUAAGGAACUUACUAAUACACUGAAGGCAAAUGAAUGGAUUGGCUCAGUGACGGAAUGCAUCAAUGGCAAAGGUGGAGGUAAAGAUGUAUCUGCACAAGCUACAGGGACCAAUAUUCAUGCUGUAGAAGAGGCUAUGAAGCUGGCUCGGGAGUUUGCUGAUCUCAAGUUAUCUUGAUUUUAAAUAUUCUUGCUAUUAUAUUCUAUGCUGAUUUCAAUAAAAUAUUGCCUCUUAUCAAAAU